Messenger RNA from Malassezia japonica, 909 nucleotides. RefSeq lists its product as uncharacterized. NCBI's taxonomy places the organism in Eukaryota, Fungi, Basidiomycota, Malasseziomycetes, Malasseziales, Malasseziaceae. Bases 1 to 909 code for a protein of 302 amino acids. The transcript has 3 exons. The record is from RefSeq and is a predicted model, not a curated record.
AUGUUCGCGCCUGCGACGCCCGGACGGGGCAUGCGGCGCCCCUGGACGCCGGCACGUCGCGACGACGCACGGCAAGAGAAUGCACAAAAGAGUCCACAGGCCAUUGCGACAGGCAAUAGUGUUUUGAGCGCGGCAAAAGCGCUUGCGGCGAGUGCAGCGCCGAGCACCGCGCCGAACGCGGUGGCCAGCGUCGCUGCCCCCCCGCCCAAGCCGCCUGCGGCGCCGGCGGCACCGGCGGCGCCGAGCGCGAGCCCUGCGAAGGCGCCGUGGCUUGCGCGGCGGCCAGCGCCGAUGACGACCGCGACGGCACAGCGCCGUGUCUCGUGGAACUUGGCGAGUCUUGCGCUGCUCUAUAUCGUGCCGAGCGCGUGGCCCGGCAUUCUCGAUGUAUACUACGACCUGCUCGAGGCGCUCGUGCACACGGGCCGCCUGCCGGACGGCGCCGACGAGCUGCUGGAUGCGGUUCUGACGUGGCUGCGGUAUGCGCUCACCAUUGUCUUUGUGUUCAACAUGGCCGAGGCCCUGCUCAUGCGCCCCGCCCCCCCGCCGGUCGGCGAGCGUGCGACAGAAGUCGGCGCGGCAUUUGCGCGCAGCGUGUCGAGCGGCUCGCCGCUCACGCGCCCCGACCUCCCCCAGCGGCGGCACGUCUCUGGCGUGUCGGCCGUGACGCCCGCGACGCCGCAUGCGACGCCGCAGCGCACGCCUGGGCGCAGCGUCUCGCCGUUCCGUGCGUCGCCCUAUGCGCUGGGCCGCGGCCGGCCGUCCUCGACGCCCUUUUCGCAGCGCAGCACGUCUGGCACGCCGCGGCGCACGCCGUCGCACCGCGAUGCGUUUGCGGGCCGCAGCGUGAGCCGCACGUCGCCCGGCGUGCGGCGCUCGCCGACGAGCUCGAGGAUGUACGGGAAGUAG